Messenger RNA from Raphanus sativus (radish), 1047 nucleotides. Its product is annotated as eukaryotic initiation factor 4A-6-like. Lineage: Eukaryota; Viridiplantae; Streptophyta; Magnoliopsida; Brassicales; Brassicaceae. The record is from RefSeq and is a predicted model, not a curated record. Gene Ontology annotation, molecular function: RNA binding; RNA helicase activity; ATP binding. Bases 1 to 1047 code for a protein of 348 amino acids. The transcript has 4 exons.
AUGGCGGUUCCCAUGGCGUUCAUGUCUGCGGUUUGGCCAUCAGAGCGGAAUGAUUGGACGUGGAAGAUUCCGAGGAAACUAGAAAAAAGAGGCAAAGAAACGAAUCAAGAUCAGCUUGACUUCUCCCUCGUCCAGUGCCAGGCUCUCGUCUUAGCUCCCACCAGAGAGCUUGCUCAGCAGAUUGAGAAGGUCAUGCGUGCUCUCGGUGAUUACCUCGGCGUCAAGGUCCAUGCCUGUGUCGGUGGGACCAGUGUUCGUGAGGACCAGCGCAUUCUCCAGGCAGGUGUUCACGUUGUCGUCGGAACUCCCGGUCGUGUCUUUGACAUGCUCCGAAGACAAUCCCUUCGCUCUGACAGCAUCAAGAUGUUUGUUCUCGAUGGAGCUGAUGAGAUGCUCUCCCGUGGUUUCAAGGAUCAGAUCUACGACAUCUUCCAGCUUCUCCCACAAAAGAUUCAGGUCGGAGUGUUCUCAGCCACGUUGCCACCAGAGGCUCUCGAGAUCACAAGGAAGUUCAUGAGCAAACCGGUGAGAAUCUUGGUGAAGCGUGACGAGCUAACUCUCGAAGGUAUCAAGCAGUUCUACGUGAACGUGGAGAAAGAAGAGUGGAAGCUCGAAACUCUCUGUGACCUCUACGAGACGUUAGCCAUCACUCAGAGUGUCAUCUUCGUCAACACUCGUCGCAAGGUGGACUGGCUCACCGACAAAAUGAGGAGCCGUGACCACACUGUCUCAGCGACUCACGGAGACAUGGACCAGAACACGAGAGACAUCAUCAUGAGAGAGUUCAGGUCUGGUUCUUCCAGUGUUCUCAUCACGACCGAUCUCUUGGCUCGUGGUAUCGAUCAAGUCUCUCUGGUCAUCAACUUCGACCUCCCGACUCAGCCGGAGAAUUACCUUCACCGUAUCGGAAGAAGUGGAAGGUUUGGGAGGAAAGGUGUGGCGAUCAACUUCGUGACUCGUGACGAUGAGAGAAUGCUUUUUGAUAUCCAGAAAUUCUACAAUGUGGUCGUUGAGGAGUUUCCCUCAAACGACGCCGACCUGCUUUGA